This is a messenger RNA of Trichobilharzia szidati, 2406 nucleotides long. NCBI's taxonomy places the organism in Eukaryota, Metazoa, Platyhelminthes, Trematoda, Strigeidida, Schistosomatidae. The record is from the annotation of a GenBank genome assembly.
AUGUCCAACUUCCACUUUGCCCUUCGUUUUCUCCAGGCAUCUAACACAAACACAACGAAAAAUGAGGAAGGCAGAAGUGAAAACACUCAGUUAUCAAAUACUCAACAACCGUCAAGUCCGAAAGCAGAAUGCAUAUCUCCACUUACAGUUGCUGCAGCUUUAGCCGCAGCUUCUGAUAUUGCUGCGGGGGGGUCGGGUCUAUUGGAGUCAACGGGGAGUGAAAAUGGUAUGAAAUCGGAGGAAGAUGUUGUCCCAGAAUCGUACAACAUGACGGAAUCAAUUUCGUCAAGUUGUGGUUAUUUAACAUCUGAGAUUGAAAGUGGAAGUACAGCAGGCACUUAUGAUUUAGAGAAUCUAUCAAAAUGGGUUCCAGAUAACCACUACAGUCGAUUGAUGGAAAUGAAUGAUAUUCCACGCGAUCCUAUCGACUGGAAUUCCACCCAGGUUAUCAUUUGGAUAAAUUGGGCGUGUAAGCAAUUUCGAAUUGAAGGUGUGAAGAGUCAACGGUUGUUCAACAUGCCAGGUUCUAGGAUGUUUGCUUUAACAGCAGAUGAUUGGCGACGUCUGGUCCCCAAUGCUAAUGUGAAUUUUCUAACCCACUUGGAAUUACUGAAACGAUGUCGAAAUGUUUGUGUUCCUUAUAAUCCACAACCGCCACAACAAACCACAAACCAGUCACAAAAGCUGCAUAGACAGUUGUCAGAGCCUGACGUACUCAGCUCAAGAAACUUAACUGAAUCCAAUCAGAGUAAGAAUUUCAAUGAAACAGGCACUGCCUUUUCACCAUCAUAUUCUGGCGCCUUAACUGCUUACGAUACAGAUAAUACCAAUUUACUCAUGGUUAGUUCGAAACCAUACUUUCCAUCGUAUAAUGAUUCAAAUAUGAGUGUGUCGACAACUGCGCCUGGAAGAAGAACAGUGACGUUACGAUCAUUUCUGAGUAGUGAAAAUUGUAUGAGCCAAAAUCCAGCCAAUUAUGAGACAAUGAAUAAUGGUUUGUAUGAAAUACGUUCAUCAUCGAAUGGUGUUAGUAGUGUCGGUGCUGGUGGAAGUCAGUUGAUGCGCGGUCCAUUUAUAUUAACUCAAAAUAACGGUGGUAAUUCUAUCUCACAAGGAAUUCUAAAUUACCAAUCGUUUUCUGAAUUCGACGACAGCAUUGCAGGACAGGUUGAACUGUGGCAAUUCUUGCUAGAACUACUUACAGACUGGAGAUAUCGUGAAGUUAUUCACUGGAUCAGUAAUAAUGGUGAAUUCAAAAUAAGCUUUCCAGAUGAAGUAGCUGCUCUGUGGGGUCAUCGAAAGAACAAGCCUACUAUGAGGCCUAGGGAAUUUCUUAUAGCAUUAUCUUAUUAUGAUGAUGUGAUUUCAAAGAUUCAUGAGAAACGUCACCUUUACAAAUUUAAGUGUGAUUUGAAAGAACUUUUGGGUCUCUCAUCUGGUGAGAUAUAUAUGUUGGUGAGGAAUUGUGCAGAGAGGCACUUUCUUGUUUACAAGAAGCGGCGUUUGAUUUCAGGAGGAUUUGAUUCGGGAAUAAGUCAUAACCGACUCUCCGUUUAUCGUGGUGAAGAUGAGAGUUUGCUGCCAGUACGCGUGGAACAGGGUCGUCAUGUUAGCUUUUUAGAUCCAUCAAUGCAGCACCAGAAUUUGGAUUUGCAAUACUGGCCAGAUGCAACAUCUUCAGAUCCCCUUUCUUACAGUGUCCCAACUUCACCUAAUUAUCGUAUAAGACAGUCAAAUAAGCCUGAAAACGAAAGGCAUAAUCGACCGUCAGAACCGACAAUGUCCAAUGAUCCGUCAAUUCGUGAAAGACGCAAACAACGAAAACGAAGUGCUGCGGAUGUAGAGUUACAGGUGAAUACUGCCACAGAUGUUGACAACAUUAUCAUCGAUGAGGGUUGUAUUUACCAAACUGCUUGUGAUAAUAUGGAAGAUUCGGAGAAUGAUGAUCCGCGAGGUGGUAGGAGUGCUUGUCGUUUACGACGUCGUUGGUGGUCUCGUAAUCCUUUGUCGGAUAUUUCACCAUUUGUUUCUCCUCCUUAUCCAUCUCAUCCAAUCAACGAGCGUUUAUCGUCAAGCAUUAUACAAGAACAGGAUGAGAGUAGUGAUCGGUUUAAUGAAUGUUUAGUGGAUCAAAAUACCCAGUUUAAUCAUUCUAAUUUUCCAGUUGAUGAGGAUUGGAUAACAGCUACCACUUUAGCAGAAGAGAUGGCGAAGGGAUCAUCUGUUAACUCCGCCUCUGCUUUCUCCUCCUUCCAUUCAACCAUAAAUCCACUGGAUUGUACAACUUCGACUUGUGCCAGUGUCACUGUUUGUGAUAUUGAUGAAGACGAAAUAGCUUCAAUGGCUGAAUUUUUAUUGAGGGAAAUGGGUCGACGGGAAAGGGAGUCGACGCCCUUCUCCUCUUGA